AUGCGAUACUCGCCUUUACUAUCCACCGCCCUCUGCAGAGUCAUUCAACCUCGUCCCUACGUACGGCGCCGGCCGCAAGUCCAGCAGCUAGCGAAACUACGACUGUCUCCACCGAGCUCCAUGUCCGGCAUUCCCUUCUUGGGUGCGCUUCUCGGCCGUUCAUCCUCGUCCAACGCGGCCAGUAUGUCGUAUCCCGAUCAACGUACGAACGACGAGUGGCAGGCUGUCCUUAAUAAGGAGCAGUUCCGGAUUCUACGAGAAAAAGGCACGGAGCCGGCCGGGUCUGGGAAAUUCAACAAGCACUACCCCGACCAGGGAGUUUACACAUGCGCCGGGUGCAACGCGCCGCUCUACAAGGCAAACCACAAGUUCCAGUCAGGCUGCGGAUGGCCGGCGUACUUUGACAGCAUCCCCGGCGCCGUCACGCGGCACGAGGACCGCGCCUUUGGCAUGACGAGGACGGAGAUUGUCUGCUCCAACUGUGGCGGCCACCUCGGCCACGUCUUCAAGGGCGAGGGCUUCUCGACGCCAACCGACGAACGGCACUGCGUCAACAGCAUCAGCUUGAACUUUUCGCCAGACGACAAGAUCGUCGAGAGCGGGCCGAAGGAGAGCAAGGCGUAA
Molecule: messenger RNA, 624 nt
Organism: Drechmeria coniospora
Lineage: Eukaryota; Fungi; Ascomycota; Sordariomycetes; Hypocreales; Ophiocordycipitaceae
Exons: 2
Coding region: 1-624 (207 amino acids)
Biological process (GO): protein repair; response to oxidative stress
Molecular function (GO): peptide-methionine (R)-S-oxide reductase activity
Source: RefSeq, a predicted model, not a curated record